AAUGCUUCCUCACUCACUGUUCCUCGGGUCACCAAAAAUCUCCUCCGCCAAUGAAAAGCAUGUUGAAGUCAUGAAACAUGAAGGCACAAUACAAUCCUUCCUCACUGUUCCUUGCGUCACCAAAAACCUCAUCCGCCUGGUCUUCAUAUAAUUAUAUAAUAAUGCACACGCCCGCCGUCCCUCCCUUCCCCUUAAACCUCUCCCUUCUCUGUUUUGCAGGGUUUAAUUUCUCUCUCUCUCUCUCUCUCCAUGGCAUCUAUAUCUUUCAAUCUCAAUUUUUCCCCCACCACCGCCAUCGCCGCCCCUGUGAGCACCACUGCCGCCACCUCAUACCUUCCCAGGAACCCAUCUCUCUCGCUCUUCUGUUUGAACUCCGCUUCAUUUCACCAUGCCCCAAAAUCGCACACCUUCGCAACCCGAAUAUACAAAACCCCCGUAAUCUGUUCCUCCACUCUCCGUCGCCGCCCGGAAUACAUCCCCAGCCACAUCUCCGACCCCGCCUACGUGCGCGUCUUCGACACCACUCUCCGCGAUGGGGAGCAAUCCCCCGGCGCCACCAUGACCAGCAAGGAGAAGCUCGACAUCGCCCGCGGGCUCGCCAAGCUCGGCGUUGACAUAAUAGAGGCUGGGUUUCCUGCGGCCUCAAAGGACGACCUUGAGGCCGUGAAAAUGAUCGCCGUCGAGGUCGGCAACGAUGUUGACGGCGAGGGGUACGUGCCGGUCAUAUGCGGUCUGGCGCGGUGUAAUAAGAACGACAUUGAUGCGGCAUGGGAGGCCGUCAAGCAUGCGAAGCGGCCCAGGAUUCAUACGUUUAUUGCAACCAGCGAGAUUCAUAUGCAGUAUAAGCUGAAGAAGUCGAGGGACGAGGUGAUUGAGACUGCGAGGAGUAUGGUGAGAUACGCAAGGAGCCUUGGCUGUCAGGAUGUGGAGUUCAGUCCCGAAGAUGCAGGGAGAUCUGACAGGGAGUUUCUUUAUCAAAUUUUGGGGGAAGUAAUUACAGCUGGGGCCACAACUCUUAACAUCCCUGAUACUGUUGGUUAUACCUUGCCUAGUGAAUUUGGGCAACUGAUUGCUGAUAUUAAAUCCAACACUCCAGGAAUUGAAAAUGUGAUCAUUUCAACGCACUGCCAAAAUGAUCUUGGACUUUCUACUGCCAACACAAUAGGGGGGGUAUGUGCUGGUGCAAGACAAGUAGAAGUAACCAUCAAUGGUAUUGGUGAAAGAGCUGGGAAUGCAUCCUUGGAGGAGUUUGUAAUGGCUUUAAAAUGCCGUGGGGAGCAACUAUUAGGAGGCCUUUAUACUGGGAUCAGAACGCAAUACAUUGUUAUGGCAAGCAAGAUGGUUGCCAAUUACACUGGAUUGCAUGUGCAGCCGCACAAGGCCAUUGUUGGAGCUAAUGCUUUUGCUCAUGAAAGUGGUAUCCAUCAGGAUGGAAUGCUUAAACACAAAGGUACAUAUGAGAUUAUUGCUCCUGAGGAUAUUGGACUUUUUCGGUCUAAUGAAUCUGGUCUUGUGCUUGGAAAACUUAGUGGUCGCCAUGCUUUGAAAACUCGACUUUUGGAGCUUGGAUAUGAUAUUGAUGGUAAGGAACUUGAUGGUAUCUUUUGGCGUUUCAAAACAGUGGCUGAGAAUAAAAAGCAUAUUACCGAUGUUGAUUUAAUUGCAUUGAUAUCUGACGAAAUAUUUCAGCCACAAGUUGUAUGGUCACUUGGUGAUAUCCAGGUGACUUGUGGAACCCUUGGUCUUUCCACUGCAACCGUUAAACUCAUUGACACUAAUAAGGAAGAGCAUAUUGCUUGUUCAGUUGGAACUGGACCUGUUGAUUCAGCUUACAAGGCCAUUGAUCUUAUUGUGAAGGUGCCAGUGACCCUUCUUGAGUACUCCAUGAAUGCAGUCACACAAGGCAUAGAUGCAAUAGCUACAACCCGAGUUCUAAUUCGUGGGGAGGAAAGUCACACAGAAACCCAUGCUUUGACUGGAGAAACCAUUCAUCGUACAUUUAGUGGAACUGGAGCCGGAAUGGAUGUUGUUGUUUCCAGUGUUCGAGCCUAUAUUAGCGCAUUAAACAAAUUAUUAGGCUUUAAAAUGCCCUCUGGAUCAAAGAGUCAUGCAGAGGAGUCUCAAGUAUCCGUUUGAGGAAGGUAUUCAUCAUUUCUUUAAUGGUGCUUGCACAAGCAAGAUACUUGGAGUUGUGACUCCAUGUACUUCACUUGAUUGUUCUGGCUCGUGUUUUUAUUUUGUACAAUUUUUUCUCUUUAGGGAGACAAUUGUUUGCCGAGUGCCUUUCUGAAACAUAUUUGUAUGAUAUGUCAAUAACCUUUUUUUCCCCCCUCUAA
Malania oleifera is the source of this 2336-nucleotide messenger RNA. RefSeq names its product 2-isopropylmalate synthase A-like. The record is from RefSeq and is a predicted model, not a curated record. Gene Ontology annotation, cellular component: chloroplast. Gene Ontology annotation, biological process: L-leucine biosynthetic process. Gene Ontology annotation, molecular function: 2-isopropylmalate synthase activity. NCBI's taxonomy places the organism in Eukaryota, Viridiplantae, Streptophyta, Magnoliopsida, Santalales, Ximeniaceae. The transcript is spliced from 12 exons. The coding region runs from base 250 to 2136 and encodes 628 amino acids.